UUUAGAAACACACACAAAAAAGUUUGGCAACUACAUUUAAUCACAAAACUUCCUACUGAAGCUCAAAUUGUUGUCCUUUAUUGAAUUACCAGUACAAAUUCACAACUAUAAAUUUGACUGUAUUUCUGUUUAAUCAAUAAUUAAAUAAAUACAUGAAUGACUUGCAGAAGAGCAAUUCUUACCUAGCUAAUAUAAAAUAUGCGAUUAUUUGAUUUUGCAAGACAUCAUUUGUAACAGUGAUUCUAUUUUUUUUUUUCAUUUCAGAUAAGCGCCACAGACAAGAUCACAGUUGUCUGCACAGAAUGUAUUACCAAAGUUAUUGGUUUUUACGUUUACAAGGAACAAUGUACACAAAACCAAAUCAAACUACAAGAAAGGAUGGACAGUUAUCAAACUGUACAUAUGAAUGGAAUUGGAGAUAUAAAUCUUCAAAUAAAAGAAGAACCCUCAGAAGAACCUAUGGGCGAUACAGAUGAAACCAUGGAAGACGGUACUGUUCCACAUGAAACACCUGAAACAAUGCGUAUUGAAAUGAUCCAGGUCAAAAAUGAGCCAUUGGAUCAAAUUGAAGAAUCCAUGGAAGAAGAAUACAAUGAGUUACCUCCAGCACUUUCUCCCCAUCUCCUUGAUACGGAUCAACAGAAUGGUGUGGCUGCCGUCGACGUCAAUAAACUGUGUAGCGUGUGUAACAAACCAUUCAGUAGUGUAGGCAAUAGAAAAAAACACGAAAAGAAGAUGCAUGGCCUAUAUCAAUCCGAAGUACUAGGUGCUCCUACAGAACAAGUGAAUGGAUUUGCAGGCGAGGAUGGUGUCGACCCUUCAAUCAUGGAGUCACCAACAGCUGAUGAAUCUGAGCUACAGAAGACACAGUUUGCAGCCGGCUUAAAAUUACUGCGAAAGAAUGCAACUCCGAUUUCUUGCGAAACCCUGUCUAAAAUAGAAUUGAGUUAUAUAGAAAAAUGUAAAGCCAUGGUUAAUAUGUAUCAAACUCUGAUCUGUGCCUGUCAUAAUGUACCACAUCAGAAUCUCAAAGGUCUCUUAUCUCAUCUGAGAGCACUGAGAAUAUGGUUCCCAGUAUUCACUUGCUAUAAUUGUAUGAUAACAUUCACCGAUCGUUCUACAUUCACCAGACACAUGGUGAGAUGCCCUUCUCAGCAAUUUGAUACUAUAACAAAAUUGAGUAACUUGCGUAAACGAAGCGAUGUUAAAACCAGGCUUUACCAAAAUUUCAAGUGUACCAUUUGCAAGUUCAUGUUUAGUUUCCAUGAGGACUUUUGCAGGCACGUUGAUGAGGAUCAUUCCGCUUUAUCAUUUCCGUUCAAAUGCAAGUGUCAGAGGGUAUUGGAUAACCUUGAAAACUAUAAAGAUCAUGUGUAUGUGAGCUGCAUGGUAGAUUAUUAUUGUGACAUAUGCUUCGUAACCACAAAAACCUUGGACGAUUUUCAGAAACACGCAUGUAAUGUUCAUGAUAAUUCAGAGGGAUUCAUCUUGCUCCAAGAUGAUAACUACAAAAUGCGAAAACCUCUCAUGCAUGUAUCUCCUAAAGAAGAGGCUGCAGAUGGAGUUAUUCUCAGUGGAAAAAGAGAGAGAAGAGCUUCUGUUAGAGCACCCAUAAUUGAAACUGAUGGAAGUUCUUCUGCAGUCAAAGUUAUAAAUCCUGUUUUAUUGACUUCUAAAGCUAACAACAAGAAAUGUCCCAUAUGUGGCAAAGAAUAUUCCUCUUAUAAAAAUAUGAUGCGCCAUUACAAAGUACACUCAACUGAACAAGGAGAAGCAUCACAAGACGAAGAGGAAGAAUCAUUUUACACCUGUCCCGAUUGCGGAGGCAUGUACAACAGUACUGAAUGGCAGAGUCAUCUGUUAGAAAAACAUGAAUCCAAAGUUUGUAAUGAAUGUGGCAAAUCUUUCCAGUUCCAGACAGAAUUAGAACAACAUAGAACUAUCCAUUUGAAUUUGAAAGUUUAUAGAGAUUCCAAAACUCAGUCAUAUAGAAGCGCUGUUAUGAGUCCAGGGUCAGACGAGGAACAUUCUCUAACUUGUGAAAUAUGUGAUGUAAUAGUCUCCACCAAGGAAGAAUUAGAAGAUCAUCGCCUGACACAUGAUAACGCAUCUGAAGCUUCAGCUGAAUCUUCCACAUGUAACGAUAAAAAGACAAGAAAAUGUGACCUCUGUGACAAAGAAUUCUCUACUUAUUCAGGCUUAUGGGACCAUAACAAACGAAUUCACCCCGAAAGGAAAACACCCUCGUCCAAUGCUUUUCCAAAACAGUGUGAGUAUUGCGAUAAAGUAUGUACAACUGGUGCAGCAAUGUACAGACAUAAACUCAUUCACGAAAAGAUUGAGGUUAAUGUCAGCAAAGCUGUAAAGAAGAAUGACUCCUCUGCUGAGGAGGAAUCGUAUCAUACAUGCAAAAGGUGUUUCAAGGUAUUUUCUUCCAAGUAUAACUUGAAAAACCACAUGAAGUGUCAUGGAAUAAAUACCAGUCCAUCUGGUAAAAAGAUUAUACGCAAACCAAACUGUAACAUCUGUCAGCAAGUGUUUAAUACCAUAGAAGAAGUUGACAAACAUAAAGAGGAAUGUCAUAGCGAAGGUGAAGCUCUAUUGAACGAAAAUGGGGAAGCUGCCCCUUUUGUCUUUACAUGUGACGUUUGUGUGAUGACUUUCCCGUCAAAAGUGGCUUUGAAAAAACAUAAAGAGAAGCAUAUUCAAGAAACCAGACCCUCUAAUCAAAAACAAGCUCAUCUUUUCUGCAAAUAUUGUAAAAUUUCAUUUGAUUCACUAGUUUCGUUAACAAAACACAUGCAACAGGAACAUGACGAGGGUGCCAAACCCAAAAUUGGAAAAAUCAAAAUGAGAGAACAAUUUUCCUGUAACAUCUGUGGCAAGAGUUUCCAAACAGCUUCAGCUUUGACAACACACAUUGGCUGGCAUAAACGUGGUCAAAAUGAUUCAAACACAAAAUUGAUGAAACAAAAUAAAGUCAUUGACAAGUUGGCUCAGAGCAUAAAAAUAAAGCAAGAACCUUCAGAUGAAUCACCAAAGUUCCAAUGCGUCACUUGUCUAGCCGAAUUGCCAAAUGAUACGGCUUUGCAAGUUCACAUUCUGGAAAAACACAGAAGUGUCAGCGCCAUCAUGCUCAUUCCUCGUUGCAAUACUUGCAAUAAAGAUUUCAAUACUCAAGACGAGUACGAAACCCAUAAGCGGUUGCACGAUUUUCUUGAAAGGCAGAAGCAGCAUGAACAAAGUAUGUUGAGGCAGCAGGAUCAGGGUCAAAUGACGUCACAAAAACUGAAUCAAUCCCAACAGAGACUGAACGUUUCAGGAAGUCCACCAAAGUUCGGCAAAAACUUCCCUUGCAAAUAUUGCACCGCAGGAUUCAGUAGGUCAGAUACCUUGGGAGCACAUAUUCGUCAGUAUCACAAGGAGUAUGUUCAGACUGAAUUCAGAUGUACUCAGUGUGACAGAGUGUUUGAUAAACAAAACUCUCUAACUAUUCAUCUGAAAGUACAUGAGAAACAACGAAUUGUACCUACCCCAUCAACCAAGUCAGCUUUGUUUUCAUGCUCCAUAUGUAGCAUGGGCUUUGAUUUACCAAAAGAUCUUAGAGCACACACUAUUAGUGCUCAUCCCUUCUGAUGGAAGAGAUUGUAAUUUCUUUUCAUUGAAACAAUUUUUAAUUUAGGAUUUCUUGAGCAAUUGAUACUUUAUAAUUUUUAUACCAUUAUAUUGUUUUGUGCCUAUGAUGAAAUAUAUCAUCAAAUACCUUGGUAUUUUUUAAGAACAUUAAUAAUAAAAUUGAAAUUGUAUAUAUGAUGUUUUUCCUAUAUUCAUAGGAAUGUGAAUUUUUUAGUUUUUUCAAAAAAGAUAUUUGAAAAACAGAAAAUGUUUAUUCAAAUUACCAUUUAUUUGUUUUUCACACUGCGCAAUAUUCUCCAGUAAUAGUUUUUAUCAUCUGUGAAACAACUCAAUUAUGUAAAUAAUAAAAUAAAGUUUAAGAAACAAA
Leptinotarsa decemlineata (Colorado potato beetle) is the source of this 4003-nucleotide messenger RNA. RefSeq lists its product as uncharacterized. Gene Ontology annotation, molecular function: zinc ion binding; RNA polymerase II cis-regulatory region sequence-specific DNA binding; DNA-binding transcription activator activity, RNA polymerase II-specific. NCBI's taxonomy places the organism in Eukaryota, Metazoa, Arthropoda, Insecta, Coleoptera, Chrysomelidae. Gene Ontology annotation, cellular component: nucleus. Gene Ontology annotation, biological process: regulation of transcription by RNA polymerase II. The record is from RefSeq and is a predicted model, not a curated record.